AUGGCGCCGAAGGGCUGCAAGACGGUCGAGGGCGGAUGGCCGAGGCCGCCCGAGAGCAGAGUGUCCUCGCCCGCGCCCACCGAGCGCUCGGGUGGGGCGAGCUCUUGGGAUAAGCUGUCCCUGGCCUCAGGCCUGUCGGCGGGCUCGCCGCCCUUCCUCGCGCCGACGAGUCAGCUGGGUGGCCUGGGCCUGCUGCCGCUGCCAGCCCCAGAGACGCAGGAGCUGAUGCAGCGGCUGGCGCUGGAUGCCCAGCAGCGCCAGGCAGUCGCUGCAGCUGGGCCCGCGCCGACCGCCAAGGCGAAAAGGGCGACUGGACGGUGGGGCGCGGGGCUGAGGGCUGCGACGAGGUGCUGCUUCGGCCGACGCUGGGGUGUCCUCUCGCAGUGCGCGCUGCUGCUGCUCGCGGUGACGCUGGUGCCAGCCUGGCUGGCGGCAUCGCUAUCUCGGAGCGUGGGCGCCGUGGUGACGCUGUCCAAGGACCUGGCAGACGCCACGGGUGCCACCGCGCAGGGCACGAUCUCCGUGGUGCAUGAGGCGUGGACGGGCGUGGACCUAGCCGACACAGUGGUGAACGCCUCUGGAGCUCGCUUCAUCAUCGUCCGAAGCGCCUCGCGGAAGGAGUUUGAGGAGAGCGAGCUGGCCGCCAUGCUGCACCCGCUGCCACCUGAAUACCGUCAGUGGCUAUGGACGGUAGUCAGCACGGUGGGGUCCAGGGCCCCACGCGUGGCCGCCAGCGAGUGCCAGUUCAAGACAGCCAGCUACUUUGACUUCUUCGAAUUCGAGGCGGUGUCCUUCGAGAACGGCGUUGUCGGUGUGCGCUUCAUGUGGACCCGAAUGGUCUUCAAGGCCGUGUGGUCCAACCCGGUGUGGGAGUUGCUCGGCAUUGACGUAAGCUCCGAGCUGUCUCCCAUCGCCUCCCGCACGCGUGACAUGCUCGCGGGCGCGCUGGACCUGGAAUGGUUGCGAGCCCCACUCACUGAAAACGAGGACGUAGUGCGUAUGGCGCCUCCUUUGUGGUAUCGCUGGCUCCAGUGGGGUCGGCGCCACACGGAUUGGCUACAGAUCGCAAGCGGGUUUCGGGAUGAGGGGCCCUUUUUCUUUCGGCUUUGA
Messenger RNA from Prorocentrum cordatum, 1110 nucleotides. The record is from the annotation of a GenBank genome assembly. NCBI's taxonomy places the organism in Eukaryota, Dinophyceae, Prorocentrales, Prorocentraceae.